UCCUCCAACCAGAACUUUUCUUUUUGCCACGUCAGAUCCGUUGUGUUAUGUUAAGUUUGGGCCUUCGUUUCUUAAUUUUAUUUUUGCAUGGGCUUCGUUUGUUUUAGUCCAGGGCUUCUAUCUAUUGUUAUCGACAAACGUAAAAAAAAAAAAAGCUGCAGAUCACGGAGAUCGCGAUUCAGACGGAGGUCUCGAGGAACUACGCCUCUGCCUCUUCCUCUUCUCCGAUUCAAAGCGUAAAGAGCUCUGAUCGAUCACCUUCUCCACAAACGAAACUCCAAUUUACUUCUUCAAUUAAUUUUGUCUUAAUGUUUUCGUUUCAUCUCCUCAUGUUCUUUCUUCUUUAUAUACCGAUUCUAUUUUCUCCGAUUCUCUUUUCUCUUUACAAACACAAACCCUACCAGCUUCUCAGAUCUCAACCAUGGCGACGAAACCGAAUGGGAAGUCUCCCGUCUCAUCCGCCUCUGAUGAAAAAGUCAUGUUAUUCCGAGAUGUCUCGCUGGGUCCACACGAAACUCAGCUGCGGUUUCGUCUGAUCCACUUCUGGGAAGCUUGGAAUCCGAUUAAGAAGACGCUAAUCGGCCUUGAGAUGCUCCUCAUCGACGAACAGGGAACGGUGAUUCAAGGAUUCAUUUCGCCAUCGCGUAUUCAAAAGUAUUUGGGUAAAAUGGAGCGAGGAAAAGUUUACAAGCUCGACAACUUCUAUGGAUCGAGUAACAAGUCGGUUUAUCGGGUUUCUGAUCAUGCCGUUACCGUGUCGUUUUCGUGGAAUUAAUCUAAAAGCUUCCAAGAAGAACUAUGUGCAAAGUCAAGAACAAUAUAUUAAGUUUAAAACAAAGAGGAAACCUUUA
Molecule: messenger RNA, 851 nt
Organism: Brassica napus (rape)
Lineage: Eukaryota; Viridiplantae; Streptophyta; Magnoliopsida; Brassicales; Brassicaceae
Exons: 2
Coding region: 422-775 (117 amino acids)
Source: RefSeq, a predicted model, not a curated record